GAACCUGGGGCUUAACAUACGAUGAUGGUCCAAACUGCUCGCAUAAUGCAUUUUAUGACUUCCUUUCUCAAAACAAACAAAAGGCAUCUAUGUUUUUUAUUGGAUCAAAUGUUGCUGAUUGGCCCUACGAAGCUAAGCGUGCUUUCGCUGAUAAUCAUCAUAUUAGUGUUCAUACAUGGUCUCACCCCUACAUGACUACUCUUACUAAUGAUCAAGUGCUCGCUGAAUUAUACUACACUAAAAAGGUUAUUCAUGAAAUUGUUGGCGUAACGCCUCUUUCCUGGCGUCCCCCUUUUGGUGACGCUGAUAAUCGAAUUCGUGCGAUUGCUCAGCAACUCAACUUGGCAACUAUUAUCUGGAAUCUUGACUCUAAUGAUUGGCAAAUGCAACCUAUGGGCCCAAAGACAUCGGCAGAAGUUGAUGCCAUUUUUGAAGACUUUGUCAAAAUGGGUCAAAAUGGUAGCUUCUCUAAUCAUGGAGCGAUUGCUCUGCAACAUGAAUUAAAUAAUGCAACUAUGUCGAAGGCUCAGCAAUGGUACUCGUCAAUAAAGGGUGCCUUUAAACAUGUUGUUCCUGCCGCCUCUUGUUUAAAUAUGACUCAUCCAUAUGCCGAAACAAAUAUCACCUAUCCAUCAUUUGCUGAGUACAUAGGUAAUAGUAGCAGUCCUACUCCUAGUGGUACAAACAGUCCGAGUG
Molecule: messenger RNA, 696 nt
Organism: Racocetra persica
Lineage: Eukaryota; Fungi; Glomeromycota; Glomeromycetes; Diversisporales; Gigasporaceae
Source: the annotation of a GenBank genome assembly